UCGCACUUCCCAUAAUGAUUUAGUGCACUGUUGCCUGGACUAUGGACUUUGCACCUACAAUCUCAACACCACUUGCAAUACAGCGUUCGUUAUCAAACACACUGCAUCCGAACUUCGAAUACCACCCACAAACAAUCCCAGGAAAGGAAACAGCACUACAUUCACCAUGACCAAAGUUCGACAUCACCCUUUCUUCACAAUGCAUAGAAAAAAAGUCGACGGCCGCAAGGACGAACGCAAGGACGAAAACAAAGACGACCGCAAAAAAGAGCACAAGGGAGACGGCAAAGACAACAAGCGUAAAGAAGAACGCUACGACGAGCGACGAGAGUUCCUGCGCCAGACAGCGAGUGAUACCAGGAAAGAGCUUCCCAGGAUAGCCUCUCAGUAUCGAACAUUCAAUACGCAAGCAUGCACUCUCUACAUGCUCCCCGUCGUCCUCCUGUCCAGCAUAGCUACUACCAACCCACCGGAUCUUCCACCUCUGGACCCUUCGCAAUGUCCCGACAGGACAAAGUCGCAAUCGAUUGCCUCUUUCGUACCACCUGUCUCUCACAAGACCGCCAUUCGUGUCGUGAACGGUGACACGUUGGAUACUGCGCUUUCUCUCUGCCAAGGCCUGACUGUUAGAGACCUUGUCCAAUCGCAAGCCCAAUUAAUCAAUCUCAACGCCAAUGGCAGCACAACUCCCUCAGCCAAACCUACACUUGUCCUAAAUCUCGCCUCCGAUAUCCACGCUGGCGGCGGCUGGCACAACGGCGCCAUGGCCCAAGAAGAAGAACUCUGCUACCGAACCACACUCUCCCACUCCCUCCACAGAUACCACUAUCCGCUGCACCCCCGCUCCGCCCUCUACGCCCCAAACGUCUCCCUCUUCCGCUCGUCUUUCACAACAGGCCACACGCGCUUCCAGGAACCAGACGCGCUCAAUCUCCCCGCCCUCAGCGUUGUCAGCGUCGCCGCGCUCCGACAGCCCGAACUUACAGCAGACGGCGAGGACUUUGCGGAUGAUACGGACCGCGACAUCACCAUGGGGAAAAUACGGUUGGUGCUGAGGGUUGCAGCGACGGAGGGGCACACCAAGUUGGUGCUUGGUGCGUUGGGGUGUGGGGUUUUUCGGAAUCCGCCAGCUGCGGUUGCGAAGUGUUUCUUGGACGUGUUUAGGGAGAGCGAGUUUGCGGGGGGUUGGUGGGACGAGGUUGUUUUUGCCGUCAUGGAUAAUGCGGCGCAGGGCAAGGGAGGGAAGGAUGGGAGUGGGAAUUUCGGUGUUUUCUAUCGGGCUUUGGAUGGCCAGCUCGUUUAGACAGUUUGAUUGUAUCCGGGGAACGAGAAUGACCGAGCCUU
This is a messenger RNA of Periconia digitata, 1344 nucleotides long. The record is from the annotation of a GenBank genome assembly. NCBI's taxonomy places the organism in Eukaryota, Fungi, Ascomycota, Dothideomycetes, Pleosporales, Periconiaceae.